AUGAUAAUCAACAAGUCCGUAAAUGUUGCAAGAUCCCUCAACCCUUCUCAAUCAGCUACAUUUGGGUUCACCGGAGUACAUUCUAACACCAGACGGCCGGGAAUAAAGGAGGUCUGGUCUUCUCGUCCACAAAUUGUGGAUAUCCCAACAAACGGUGCGCUAAACCGAAGUUCGUCUGCCAAGAGCGAUAAUUCACAACGAACCGACUCAGAGCAGGACUCAGUGAAUUUAGAGAGGCCCAACGCCAAAGAGGAUCGACCUGGUGAGGCAGAGAAGCCAGGGCUUGUGCGAGAGAUGUUGCUUGCCAUUAAAGACAAUGGAACAGACAGUGCGAACGCUGGUCCGGGGAAGAGAGAGAGGCUAAAAGAACUCGACAAAUCCAACGAACUCGGACCCAGAAACGAGGGGCCGCAGGAUUCGAUGAGCUUUCGUGAUAGCCUGAACGAAGUUGAAAAGCUCUUGUUUGACUAUCUCAACCGGCGAACCGCAGAAGACAUUGACUCCGAGUCUUGGCGCUCACGUUCGAGGCUGGCCAGACAGAAGCAGAUGUCUGGAAACGGGACGCAUGAUAUCCAAGCAAGCGGGCAUGCAGUGAAGCAUCAGCUUGAGGUGGAAGAGAAGAAUACAUUGCCACUCUCAGACGCCGAGUGGGACUACCAGCAAAUGAAGCUGUCCACAAUCAGCCGGAUUGAAAAGCUACUUUCACAG
This is a messenger RNA of Protopolystoma xenopodis, 708 nucleotides long. Lineage: Eukaryota; Metazoa; Platyhelminthes; Monogenea; Polystomatidea; Polystomatidae. The record is from the annotation of a GenBank genome assembly.